CUUUAUCCAUUCUUGAAUCUCUGAUUUCACCCCCACUCAUUCACUCUCUCCUCCCACCCAAACCAGCCUCCUCCUCCCCUGGUCUCUCACCCCCCGAAUCUUGUUACUGUCUGUUGCAACAAGCCUGCUUUGCUUUGUGUGCUCACUGAAUCAUGAUGUCUCCGUGCUGCAUCUGGGGGCUCCUCUUGUUCCUGUCCCUGACAUCUGGAUGGACCAAGGCGCAGCAGACCAACAACACUAGGCCUGUGUUCUACUGUGGAGGAGACCUGGUAGCAGAAUCAGGAUUUGUUGGCAGUGAAGGAUUCCCAAACUUCUACAAACCCAACAGCAAAUGCAUCUGGCGUAUUACCGUCCCAGAGGGGAAUGUGGUCACGCUCUCCUUCCGCAUUUUUGACCUGGAGGCCGACUCACAGUGUCGAUAUGACUACCUGGAAGUUUACAACGGCCAUUCCAACGGGGUACAAAAACUGGGGCGCUUCUGUGGAACUUUCCGGCCAGGAGCUCUUAUUUCAAGCACAAACACAAUGAUGCUAGAGAUGAGGAGUGAUGGAGAAACACAAGGUCGAGGAUUUGUGGCCUAUUUUAGUGGAGCAAAGCCUUAUGUCAAUGAUGAACAGUUCUGUGGGGGAAAGAUGACAAAAUCCCAGGGAGAGAUCAAGACACCCAACUGGCCUGAUAAUAAGUACCCUCCUGGGAUCAGCUGCUCUUGGAUAAUCACGGUAGAACCUAACCAGGUCAUCCAGGUGAAGUUUGAAAAGUUUAUUCUUGAGGCUGACACCUACUGUCGCUUUGACUAUGUGUUAUUUUUCAAUGGCGGAGAGAGGGACGAUUCACGCCUCAUUGGAAGAUAUUGUGGUGAUCAGACCCCAGAACCAAUUAUUACCAGUGGGAAUAUGCUUCUGGUCCACUUUGUGUCUGACUUCAGUGUACCGUCUGAUGGAUUCUUUGCCUACUACACCAGCAUCCCACGUGGGUCUCAGUCAGCAACAGUUGAAUCAGGAGCCAGAACGGUAUCUGUCCCCUCAGUACCUGUAAUCAAACCUGCAGAACCCGAACGCCCUGUUGUCCUACGCAUCACCACCACUACCAUUCCUACCACCUCCACCAUCCCUACUACCACCAAAGCCCGUGUCUCAAGGCCAAAUGGGAAGAGGCCUGUUCUUCAAAAUCCUCUCUGUGCCAAAGCCUGUAAAAGAACUGGAACCAUCAAGACCGCUUUCUGUUCCAGUGAAUUUGUGAUAACUGGGAAGGUGAUGUCUCUGACCCCUGGACCCCGAGGCACUCUUCACAUUAAAGUCUCCCUCAUCAAGGCCUACAAGGCAGGUCGUCUGACCAUCACGCAGGUUGGAGAGACCAUGGCUGUGAAGCUGGUGUCCCAGUGCAAGAAAUGCCCCUUGCUCCGCAGAGGUGCCAACCACAUUAUCAUGGGUCAGGUGGAUGAAGAAGGGCGUGGUACCUUGGCACCUGGUGCAUUCACAGCACCUUACAAAACCCAGCAAGACAAAUUACUGAUGAAUAUCAACAACCAGCCUUGUUAACCUUACACAUCUCCCCCAGACACAAACUCAUGUCCACCUAAUGUGAGCUUUACGGAAGCACAAUAAUACAUCUUCAAAUUUAUUCAGUACUUCAUAAGAUUUCUAAUAUUUUAUUAAAACUCAUGCAAAACCUUCAAGUUGUACUGUAUAUAAAUAUAUAAAUAAAGGUUGUAUAUCUU
Molecule: messenger RNA, 1717 nt
Organism: Nothobranchius furzeri (turquoise killifish)
Lineage: Eukaryota; Metazoa; Chordata; Actinopteri; Cyprinodontiformes; Nothobranchiidae
Gene: pcolcea
Product: procollagen C-endopeptidase enhancer a
Biological process (GO): proteolysis
Molecular function (GO): peptidase activator activity; collagen binding; protein binding
Source: RefSeq, a predicted model, not a curated record